Messenger RNA from Engraulis encrasicolus (European anchovy), 9333 nucleotides. RefSeq names its product ankyrin repeat domain 12 (gene ankrd12). NCBI's taxonomy places the organism in Eukaryota, Metazoa, Chordata, Actinopteri, Clupeiformes, Engraulidae. The transcript has 23 exons. The record is from RefSeq and is a predicted model, not a curated record. Gene Ontology annotation, cellular component: nucleoplasm. Gene Ontology annotation, molecular function: protein binding. Bases 1657 to 9216 code for a protein of 2519 amino acids.
AAAAUGGCACCAAAACACAACAUUGUAGGUCUAUAUAAUGACUUGACAGCUGCAUGUUUAUAUAAUUUCGCCUAGGGCCCCAAAAUGGCUAGAUCUGCCCCUGACUGUAAACUUGUAAACAAACAUAUAGGUAGGCCCUACAUGACAGUUUCCGCAAAUUACAUUUCAUUGCAACUCGCAGACACUUUUUAACCAGACAUUUACUAUCAAGGACAGAAUCAUAGCCAACAACACUAGCACAUACAGAGUGCACAGAAUACAGAACACUAAGCGAAGAUGCUAAGUAGGUAGUGUUUUUAUUUACAUUUUUACUGUUUUAAUGUACAUUAGCAGCACACGUAGAGUAGGCCACAUACCAUUACACACAUUGAUGUUCAUAGGACACAAACACCAUGCUGUUUCUUGCAAUAAGUGGCACGAGGUUGCCAAUUUUCAAAUCAGGCGGCCGCGGCGGCGUGGCUCAGCAGGACGCCCUGGUGGUGAAAUGUUCAUCGUUCAUUCUACCGUGUACCGUCUAUCGGUCUCUGCAACCCUCCCCCACACCCAGUCCACUCUCUUGAGAUUUAGCUCGUUCUGCAACAUAAUACCCAACCAUGCGCAUGCGCGUCUUUUCGGGGAUAAUGCAAAUAUGACUGCGCCACCACAUCGCAAAGAAGAACAGUCAGAGAGACUAGUGAGUUUAAAUCACUCCGCCAACGUAAAAACCACAAACAUACGCUAAAAGGGCAACGUUUAUCCCAUAACUAAACAACUCAGAACAGCAAACCUGGCGAGAUCUGGCAACACUAGAACUCCACUCUUGUUGCCCGUUCGAGAACGUUCCCAUGUAGCUGCAGAGAGGGAGCGGAAAAGAUGACGUCAAGCGUUUAGCGUCAUCUUCAAUUGUGCCAGAUUGGGCGCAAUUUGGCGGUUUAUGAUAGCCUUCUGCUGGCAAAAUGAGUAAAAGGGGCAUUUGGUUGGGUUUUUCCUGCAUAAUUUUGCCCAUAGAAAGCAAUCGAAUUGAGCACAAAUGGGGUGGGAUUUAGUGCUUCCAGGCAGAUUUUGAGCAUUUUUUGGGCUGGAAAUUAUCAGUGUCAUCUGGCAACCCUGGUCACCGUGCCCCUUGUGUUCAGGGGUUUCGAAUUUUUGCGAGCGAAAUGCGCAUUAAUAUGGAAUAAAGCGUUCCCCGCGAACACUCGAAUUGCAGCACGCUUAACCACGCGGCGCUCCCACACCACACAUUUGCGACGGCGCAAGAAUUAGCGUUAUAUUCCAACAAAGUAGUUGCAUUGUCCCGUGUCCACCAUCGCCAGUACAGACGCAGACCUUUUAAGCUCCUCUGUCGGGGCUCAAGCGAUCACAUGGCCGCGUGUCUGCCAAUGAGCGGCGCUGCUGCGUGUUUUGCUCACUGGGCUUUUCUUGGAGACGACAGGCGAACUAGCGGCUGGGGAUGUUUUCAAACCAGCACUGAGCUAGGAACAGACGUCACACAGUUGUAGUAGUAGGUUAAUGCGAAUUUAAACCAAUUAUUACAAAACAGUUUCAUUUACAACAAGGUGCGCUCCGUUGGUACAUGAGCAAGAGGACGUGAGCAUGUCUGUUACGGUGCAGCAUGCGCGGUGCAGGCCCUAGUCUGCUGCCUGUAGGCAGAGGAGAGCCGAGGAGAGCAGAGGCAGCAUGGCCAAACCUGGCAGCGACCGGGACACGGCCAUGGGGGAGAAGCCAGCAGGCAAGAAGAGUAAGGAUAAGCUCUCUCCGUUCACCAAGACCCCCAAGUUGGACCGUAGUGAGUUUCUGGGUAAGGAGGGCCUCAAGUCCCGCUCCUCGUCCAUGAAGCGCAAACUCUCCUUCACCGCCAGCCCCACACACACGCCACGCAACCAGGAGAAGGACUCGGACACAGAGAAAGAUGGUCCUGAUAAGAAGCGCACUAAAAAGGAGGCAGGAGGAGGUGGCACUAAUAAGAAGACGACCUCCUCCACCACCACCUCCUCUUCCUCCACCUCCUCCGCCUCCGCUUCCAAUUCCACUUCCUCCUCGUCCUCCGGCAGCUUCCUGUUUGGGUAUCCGCUCUCCGAACGCAAGCAGAUGGCGCUGCUCAUGCAGAUGACGGCACGCGACAACAGCCCAGACUCGACUCCUUCCCACCCUCCCCAGACGCCCCAGACGGCGGUGCAGAAGAAGCUUGCGGGGGGCGGCGGCUCAGCGUCGUCGUCACGGCGACAGGACAAGGUCAACAAGCGCAACGAACGCGGCGAGACGCCACUGCACAUGGCCGCCAUCAGGGGCGACGUCACGCAGGUGAGGCAGCUGAUCAGCCUCGGAGCUGAUGUCAACGUCAAGGACUUCGCAGGCUGGACUCCGCUGCAUGAGGCCUGUAAUCUUGGUUUCUACGAGGUGGCGAAGGUUCUGAUCUCGGCGGGGGCAGAGGUCAACACGCAGGGCCUGGACGACGACACACCACUACACGACGCCUCCAGCAGCGGACACAAGGAGAUUGUGAAGCUGCUUCUGCGCCAUGGUGGCAACGCGUUCCAGGCUAAUAAGCUGGGCGAGCGGCCGGUGGACGUGGCGGACUCCAAGGAACUGGAACUGCUGCUGAAGGGGGAGAUACCACUCUCAGACGCCGAGGAGACCAGCUCAUACUCUGAGGACCCGCCCUCCGUCAACCCCUCCAGCGUUGACGACGACAACAUGGACGACUCCGAUGUGGAGAAGGACUCGGAACCCGGCAACAAGCAGCAGCAACCGUCGUCAUUGGCAACGGGGGGGACGAAGGCCUCCUCUUCAUCCUCAGGUGGCCUGGACGAGUACGAGUUCAAGGACGAAGAAGAAGAAGAGGAAGAGGAGGAGGAGGAGGAUAAGAGGACUAGAAGGAGAAGAGAAGAGGAGGAGGAUAAGAGGAGUAGAAGGAGAAGAGAAGAGGAGGAGGAUAAGAGGACUAGAAGGAGAAGAGAAGAGGAGGAGGAUGACGAAGAGGAGGAGGAGCAGUUGAGCAAGGCGCUGAGUGACCGGCGGAGGCGCCACCUCCUGCGGCGAGACCUCCCUCGUCAGGACGAGGAGGCGCAGCCGAGAGGAGGACGCAACCACUACACCUCCUCCAAGCAGCCUGCGGGCAAGAGCGACGCCACAACGCCCAACGCCAACGCAACCUCCGCAAAACCCAAGAAGUCCAAAACGACGGCGACGGCGGCGGCAACGCGUGCGUUCUAUUGCACUUCGGACAGCUCUAGUGAUGAGGGCGACAAUACCAUGACGAUGACACCCACCGCGGAGAGGGAGAGGCAGAAGGAGAAGGGGUCUUCUCCGCCGCGGACAGAGUCUGAGACGAGCAGGACUGCCAAGUCGUCAGAGAGCAGGAGUCAUAAGAAGGAGGCUCAGCAGGGAGGAGGAGGAGGAGGAGGAGUGGGCUCGGACCUCGUCAAGGACAAAGGCAAGGUGAAACGGAAGAGCAAGAGCCAGAGCAAGAACAAGGAGAACCAGGAAGUGUUGUCACGUGACGACGGCAAGGAGAACAGCGCCAGCAAGGCGGCCAUGAUGCUCUACUCCUCCACCUCCUCCACCACCACCUCCUCCGAGAGGGAGGUGGCCGCCGUCGUGGACAAGGUUAGCAGAGGAGGAGGAGGAGCAGGAGGGGAGGAGGACUCCCACUUCAAGAUGUCCUUCAGCCCCAAGGACGACUCCUCAGUGCAUCUGUUCCACCUCUCUGCCGUGGUCAAGUCUCCCAAGCUGAGUGCCAACCACAGCCUUCAGAACCCCGCCACCACCACGCCACUCAAACAGGACAACUCCAAGGCCUGCGCUACCCCGGCAACCACAGCACUAGCGACAGGGGAUGCAGCCUGCCCGGCGGCGGAGGGCGUGAAGCUGAACCACUGCGGCGCCGGCGUUGCGGACGGGGAGUACUGCCUGGAGAGCACCAGCAGUAAAGGAUGCAAACACAAGGAGAAGAGCAAACACCAGCAGAAGGAGGUGAAGAAGGAGGAGAAGGAGGAGGAGAAGACCAAACACCUCCUGCACCAGAAGGAGCAGAGGGAUCAGCUGGCGGCCAUGAUGGAGGGAGACGACGGCAGCUCCAGCCCCUUCAAGGACGCCGGUUGCCACAGCAACAGCAUGGACAGCACGGACGGCUCGCUGAGGAAGACGCUGGACAAAGACGGCAAGGUGGUGAAGAAGCACAAGCUGAGGCACAAGGAGAAGGAGAAGGAGAGAGAGAAAGAAAAAGAGAAGGAGAGAGAGAAGGAGAGGGAGAAGGAGAGGGAGAAAGAAAAAGAGAAGGAGGGAGAGAAAGAAAAGGAGAAGGAGAGAGAGAAGAGCCGGAAGGAGUGCGAGGCCGACCGGAACCGGCACCACCGAGACCGAGCCACCAAGGACACCAAGGACGCGAGGAAAACGGACCAGGGUCAAGGCCAACGGAACGCCAGCGCUCCGGAGUUCGACCGAGAGUUCUGGAAGGAGAACUUCUUCAAGAGCGAUGAGAAGGAGGAGCUUAUGUCCAUGGGGAAGAACAACAAUAGCAGCAGCAGCAGCAGCAGCAGCAGCAGCGACUCCUCACAGAGCGGCACCUCCUCCACCCAGAAACCCCCUACCUCCUCGGAGAUAUCGCCCCCUGCUGUCAAGGAAGAGAAGGGCGCCACCUCCAUUAAAGAGAAGCAUAUUGGUAGUAGCAGCUCUAGCGGCGGCAAGGACAGGCGACCGAAAGAGGAGCGGGAAAAAGAAAAGGAGAGGUCUGUGAAGAAGGAGAAGAAGGAGACCGCCGUCUGCAAGGAGGAGAGGAGGGAUGGAAGGGAAGGAGCGAGAGAGGAGAGGGGGGGGAGCAGUAGGGAAGGAGAGAGGGAAGCGGAGGAGCGCGUGUUGUCAGACGGCCUGGAGGACUCCUCCCAGCACAGCGUGAAGGAGGAGGCCGAGGAGAAACCUGUCGCCGCCGACCACCACCAUCCUCCAGACCAGCAGGAGGCGCCAGAGAGAACAACAACAACAACAACCACCUCCUCGACCCGCGACAAACCAGAGAAGAAGCCCACGACCACCUCCUCCUCCUCCUCCAAGGCAGACCGGGAGGCCGACAAGUCGACGGAUAAAAAACAUCCCGACAAGGAAAAGAAGAUCAAAGCGGAGCACUGCCCUGAGAAAUGCGACCCGCUAAGCUCCUCCUCCUCCUCGGACCGGUGGAAAGACCGGGAGAAGACGACGACGUCAUCGUCAGGUGGUAGUAGUGGCGGCGAUAAAAACAAGGAAAGCGAAAAACUGAAAUCAGUUUCGACGCCAGCGAAAAAGCACGAGGAAAACCGUAAGAGCGGGAAGGAGAAGCCGGAUCGGAAAAGCGAGAAGGAGCGCCCCGAGAAGGAGCACGCUGCUGCGGAGCACCGAGACCGAGACAAGACCAGCUCCGACAGGAAAGCCAAAGGCCCCGAGAAAACAACAGACCACAAGGAGAAAGAGCGAACCAAGGAGAAGGAGAAAGAGCGGGAGAGGAAGAAGGAUAAGUCUAAGGAGAGCUCGUCCUCGUCCUCCUCGUCCUCUGGCUCCAACCUGAAGCUGCUCCUGGACGAUAAGAAGGGCUCCUCAUCCGAGAGCAGCAGCCGGGGAACCAGCACCCCCUCCAGGCAGAAGGAGGACACCACACCCCGGACGCAAGACAAGGAGCGAGAGAAGGACCGGGACAACAAACGGGAGCGAGAUCGGGACUCGGAUCGCCACAACAGGGACCGGGAUCGCGAUCGAGAUCGGGAGCGACACAAGGACAAGGACAAGGAGAAGGAGAAGGAGAAGGAGCGCUUGCAGCAGCAGCAGCAGAGCAAGACGCCCAAGUCCAACAAGUCGAGCGAGUCGGGCUCGGAGGCGGCGGAGCGGGAUCGAGAGCGGGAUCGGGACCGGGCCUCCAAAGUGUCCAAAGCCUCUCCGUCCUCGAGAGACGCCGCGCGGCCCAAAGAGAAGCGUCUGGUCAAUGACGAUCUGAUGCAGACCAGCUUCGAGCGCAUGCUCAGUCUCAAGGACCAGGAGGUGGAGCAGUGGCACCGUAAGUACCUGGAGAAGAUCAAGCAGAAGGAGCGCGAGCGGAUGAAGCAGCAGCAGAGGCCUGGUGGCAGCAGCAGUGACCCGAGCAGCAAGCAGAAGAGCAGCAAGGACAAGGACAAGUCUAAUAGAACCGCGCCCUCCUCCUCCUCCUCUUCGGCAGCGGAUUCCUCCUCUGUCUCCGUCGCCGGCGGCAACAAGGAGCUCCUGCGGUCCCGGAGCUCGGAGGCGUCCGAGAGUCGCCACGACAACAGCAGCAGCCGCGACAAAGCGCCGCGGGACGCCACGAGCGGCGGCAGGACGUUGUCUCUGGAUUCUAAAAAUCUGUCGUCGUCGUCGUUUGGGAAGCUGGCGCCCUCCGCCGCCGCGCUGGAGAACAGCUUGAGCCGGUCGCCGCGGCCCGACAGCGAACGCUCUGCGGCAACGACAACGACCGCAACGGGCCUCAUGUCCCGCUCUGUUUCCAUGGUGUCCGUGGCCAGCUCCGAGGACUCGUGUCACGCGCACAGCACGCGGCCGGCCGAGUACGACUCGGACCUCAACCUGGAGGCGUCCGACUCCCAGCCGCCAUUCCUGCCGUCUUCCCUCAGCUCCAACCUCCAUCUGCAGUCCUCCAAAUCACCGCUGGUACACGACAGAGACAGAGACAAAGACGCCAGCAACAGUCUUCCGGAGGCUCAGAGUAGCAGCAGCAGCAGCAGCAGGACUCCCGUGUCCCUAUCGGGCCGCCACGUGUCCCCGUACCUGAAGGCCAUCCUGGACGAAGACGCCAGGCCUGCGCCGACCGGCGGCCGAGGGUUUGAGGACGCCCAGAAGUCCGGCUCAGUGGCCCUCCAACACCCCCAAAACGACGAGCUGAGGUCUCGGACAGAACCAGCAGGAGGAGGUGGACCGUCAGAAUCGAGUUUGCUGCUGCAGGUGCCUGAUACUCAGAGCCAGAGCCAGAGCCAGUCCACACCCACGCCGUCUGUUGCCGCGGAGACCGAGGGUCUUCCUCACCCAGAAGGGGAGGGUGCUGGUGCCGCCACUACCACUACCACCGGCCCACACGCCACACAGGUCUCGGCACCGGGGCCUUCGGCCGCAACACAGGGCCAGCUAACCGGCCAAUCAGACGCCACUUCCACCACCGCCGUCUCCCUUGACGACCGGCACCCAAAGCCGUCGCUACCAGAAGGCUCCACGGCGACGGGAAGUGACUCCGCCCAGUCCGCGUCAGCGUCGUCCGAUGACACGCCCCCGCCCCCGCCCCCCUGUGCUGACAGGAUGGAGAGUCUGGCCGCCGCCAUCGACAGCAGGGAGCUGACCGUCACGCUCGGCGCUCGAGUGGACAUUCCGCUGUCUCCACGACGACCACUAUCUCAGCAGCAGCUGACGACGACGACGCAGCAGCAGCAGCCGCCAGCCGCCACCAAAGCAUCUUCGCUUCCGGGUUCCAGUCAGAACCAGCGGUCGGAUCCGGCCCUCGAUCCGCCGAGCGCCACUGCUGACCCAGCCUCAGAAAGACCGGACGCCCCGACGCCCACGACGAAGGCGGAGCUGAGAGACAGAGCUGCGUCGGCAGAGACGAUAGAGGAGGCCAGGUCAGAAGAGAGGCUUGCUGCUUCGUCAGCGGCGGGUUCUAGAACGGAAUGCACCGCCACCCCUCUGAUGGCGAAGGACACGCCUCAACCGAUGGACACCAGUGACACCGGUGACGUCACCGACGCUGCCACCACGAGGCCGCCUGCAGCCAGUGACGUCUCGUCCAGCAGCGAUGUCCUGCUCCUCCAUCACCCCCCGCAGGCUACUGCUGAGCCCAGCCCGCUGCCCCCUGGUGGCCCGAGCCUGAACUGCCCACUGCCCACGGAGGAGGAGCCUAUGGAAGUGGACGCCCCUGAGACCACGCCCACCACAGAGGCAGCAGCCAAUCAGAAACCCAGCAGCACUUCUUCUCGGGAGGCCACCGCCACUGCUGACGCCCAGCUACUGUCUACAUUAGGACAGUCUGCAUCGGAGAGCAAGGCUGGCGAGGAGAGACGCGAGCUGCUGACGCCGCCGGGCGCUGCUGCUGCUGCUACCGCAGAGGAGAAUCGGGCGCCAGCGGACCCCACAGACGCCGCCGAGAAGAGCCAGAGCUGCGGAGCAACCGUCGCCUUGGCGACCAGCUGCAGUGUCGCUAUGGAGACCGAAGGAGGGCUGGAGGGCACCACCACCACCUCCACGGAGAGCUCCUCCCCCUCGCCGCUGUCACUGCCCGCCGUCGCCGUCGACAACAGGGAGGACGCGGACGGCUCGGGAGCCAAGGCCAAGGUUCCGGUGGCGGUGGCAGUGGCGGUUGGUUUUGAGAGGUCGGCGGAGGAGGAGGAAGUGGACCUGGCGCUGCUGCACCACCCCAGGAAGAGGAAGCUAGCGCGCGCCGUAGCGGCCGGGGCCUCACCAUCCCUGCUCACCGCACAACAGGUGAGAGAGCGUGCGCAGCAGUCCCUGGCGUCCAUUGUGGACUCUCUGAAGUUGGAGGAGAUUGAGCCGUAUCAGACGGAGAGGGCCAACCCUUACUACGAAUACCUCCACAUACGCAAGAAGAUCGAGGAGAAACGCAAGGUCCUCUGCAGCGUGAUCCCUCAGCCUCCUCAGUACUAUGACGAGUACGUCACCUUCAACGGCUCCUACCUGCUCCACGGCAACCCCCUCAGCAAGCUCUGCAUCCCCACCAUAACUCCGCCGCCCUCGUUGCCGGAGCCCUUGAAGGAGAUGUUCAAGACCCAAGAGGUCGUCCGCAUGAAGCUCAGACUGCAACACAGCAUCGAACGGGAGAAGCUGAUCGUCUCUAAUGAGCAGGAAGUGUUGCGUGUCCACUACCGCGCCGCCAGGACGCUGGCCAAUCAGGCGCUCCCAUUCAGCGCUUGUACCGUCCUAUUGGACGCUGAGGUCUACAACAUGCCCCAGGAGGUCCAGGGUGAGGAUGGCAAGGCGUCUGUGCGAGAUCGCUUCAACGCGCGGCAGUUCAUGUCCUGGCUGCAAGACGUCGACGACAAGUUUGACAAGCUCAAGACGUGUCUGUUGAUGCGUCAGCAGCACGAGGCGGCGGCCCUGAACGCGGUGCAGCGUCUGGAGUGGCAGCUGAAGCUCCAGGAGCUGGAGCCAACAACCUCCAAGACCGCCACCAGCAUCUUCCAGAUCCCAGAAUUCCACAUCCCCCUCGUGGAGGUCAACGAUGACUUCGACCUCACUCCCAUCUGACCCCCACAUGACCUCAUAUGACCCCCACGUGACCCCCGGGGGUGUUGAGGAGCCCUAGGGGGGCGUUCAGAAGGAGAUGGCUGAGAACGGAGGGGCUGGGGGUGGGCGGAGCUCAAU